GUUUGUUAGAGACGGUGCAGUCUGCAGCAGGUUUGUCCCUGUGGGUAUACCGUAGGCUCCUGUAACCAGGGUAGCCAGCGACGCCGCAGCGCCACAAAGCGCGGUACCGUAGCUGUUGAGCUUACGGGGCGGACCGCUAACAGAAACUGCAACUAACUGCGUUCAGUUGAAUCAAUGUUCAAGACGAAGUGAAAGAAGAUCACAGGGCGUCAUGGAGGAUUCGCAUCGCGCAAACGUCCUGGUGACCUCGUGUUUGAAAACGCCGGUAGAUCCGCACACUAAAGCCCCGUUAGCUCAGUAUGAGCGGGAGAGAGCACUCCCAUACGCGGCAAGACACCCGCCGGAUAACCGGGACUAUGAGAAAGAGACGGAGAAUGACUCCGAGUCGGACCGCAGCGACGGGGAGGAGGCCGGGGGAGAUCGAGGCGACCCGCCGCUGACGCGGGACCCCGGGGUGCCGUCUGGGGAGCACAUCGACCUGCGCCAGUUCUGCUCCUCCAACCAGGAGUACUACCGGAGGCUGGGGGAGCUGAAGAGGGCCCACCUGCGCACCAUGGCCGAGCUGGAGGGAAUGUACCGGAACAAGCUGGGGAUUACAGCCGCCGCGUGGCCGCCGGGCAGCGUCACCGAGGGCAACCGCAGGUCGAAGUUGGAGAAGAACGCUAUAACGCCCGUGUGUAAGCUGCGCAAGGCCUUCUCCGCGGUGGAGCUGACCCACGGGUGGGGCUGCGGUCUGUCGGACUCCUCGGAGGAGGGCGUGGCCGACAACGACGUGGCGAAGGAGAAGAGUCAACUGACCUCGCCGAAGGAGCGAAUCAGGACCAUGUGGCAGGACUUCACCGUGGGGGAGCUGACUCCGCGGGAACGCCCCGCCUCCUGCUCCUCGCUCGGGAGCGAACCGGAGGGCCGGGGGGGCGGGAGGGGGCGGGGCAAGGGGAGGGGUGUGGGCGGGGCGGGGAGGGAGGACGGGCCGGAGCGGGGCACCUGGCGGCACAGGGUGACGGUGCCCCGGCCGUUCCGGAUGACGGUGCGCGAGGCGGAGAGGAAGCGGCUCGGCGUGAAGUCGCGCUCGGAGGUGGAGCUGGAGAACGCGCUGCUCCGCAGGGAACUGGCCGAGCUGUCCGAGUGCCGGAGGAAGUUCCGGGCCAGCCCCGUGCCCGCCCACGUCUACCUGCCGCUGUACGAGGAGAUCGCCGCCCGCGACCAGGAGCGACGAGAACGGCGGCAGCUCUCCCACCAGCGCCGCGCGGGCAGCUCCCAGGAGCCCUUCAGCUUCCUGGAGCGGGAGAGGAGGAGGAAGGAGGAGAAGGAGGCGCAGCUGCGGAGCCUCCCCAGGGAGGAGGAGGAGGCGGCGGCGGCGCGGGGCUUCCGGGCCAAGCCGGUGCCGCGGCGGGUGUACGACUCCACCGUGAGCGAGCGCAUGCAGGAGGACCGGCUGUACCGCGCCAUCAAGAUGCAGAUGCGGGCGCAGGAGCUGCUCCACAGCUCCUCGCUCCCCCGCGGCAUGACCGCGGCGGCCCGGCGGAGCUCCAGGCCGCGGGAGCCCGCGGAGGAGGAGCGGACGGAGGCCGACUUCCGGCCCAGGAUCAACGGGGAGGUGCCGGACUUGGACGGGAGCUACCGGCGCUUCCGGGAGCAGCUGCUCAGCCGGCGGGACGUCCGGCCCACCACGGCGUGCGAGCCCUUCCGGCUGCGCACCGCGCAGACCGCCGCGCACCGUCGCCACCGCGUCCCCGCCCGCGCCGUCCCGACCGGCCCCGGGGGGGUCGCCCGCCGGCUCCGCCUGACCCCCGCCCGCCCCCGAACCGCCAGCUCCAGCCUCUGCUCCUCCCUGUCCGGCAGCCUGGAGCUCCUGCCCGCCAGAACCACGGACGCCACCACAAAGCGCCAGGAGGCUGUGAGGAGGGUCCUGGAGCAGAGGACGAAGGCCAAGGAAGAGGAGGAGAGCUGGAGGCGAAGGCAGAAGCAGAGAGAGCGGAGGCUGCAGAGGGUGGUGUCCAGCCGAGCCCGGGCCAACGACCCCCACCUGGCCCUGUCCCAGACCUGCAGGGCCAAACAGAAGCAGGACCUCCAGCGCAGGAAGGAGUAUCAGGAGGAGAUGCGGGAGAUGCGGGAGAGAGUGAAAGAGAGACCUCUGCUGCUAGAACAGGUGACGCAGAGGAACGCCAAGCGGGCCGCGGAGAGGCGCUACACGGACGCGCUGCGGGGGCACGGACUGAGCGAGGACUUCGUCCGCGGCAUGGCGCCGGAGCGGAAACCACGGCAACGGCCGCGCGGCGCGCCCAACGACCAGUCCUCCGUCGCCAGCGAGGAGAAGCAGCGUGGGAAGGGGGACGCUGGUGCUGCACUGUCUGCGGGAGCAGAGUCCCCUGCGGAUGACUACCCAGACGACUACGAAGAGCUCGACGAUCGGGAACUGUCUGGAGAGGAGCAAGAGGGGCAAGAGGAAGAGGAAGGUGACAGCAAUAAAGACAGUGAGGAAGAGGAGGAGGAGGAGGAGGAUGACGACGAAGCCGAUCGGGAAGUGGAUGAGAACGACCAGUAGGGAGAGACGGAAGACCAUUGUUUAGACGGAGAUGGGAGAGAAGGAGGGAGAGGAGGAGCGGGAGGUCAGAGAGAGGAGGAGGAGCAGCUGGAGGAGGGGCAGUUGUGUGAGUGACAGAAAAAAGAGGAUGAGGAAAAUGGGAGGGACAGGAACGGUAAUGACAGAAAAGAGAUGAGGCAUCUGCUUCCUGAUGACUAGCCUCUCUCCCUCUUUCUCCCUUCUCCCCCUCUCUCUCUCCAUCUCCCUGUCCCUCCAUCCCUCUCCCUCUCUCUCACUCUUUCUCUCUUCUUCUGUCUCUCUGUCUCUUACAUGUAGGAUCUGGACUAAUGUAAAUCAUUAUUUUUAUAACAAUACAAGAUAAUUGGUUUUGUAUUUUAAAUGAAGUACUUUUUCUGAGAUCAGAAAAUAAUAUACCUUUAUCUUUUUAUUAUGUACUUUCAGUCUAUGCAAAAUAUGUGAUAUCGGACAUUUUGUGGGCAAGUAAACAAGCACGCAGGUUUUUUCUUUUUUCUUUUUUUACCUAUAAUACAAUAUUAAUUAUUGUAAAUGUUGUAAUUGUUUACUUACUACUCAUGGCAGUAUUGAGUAAACUAUUCUCUUUUGUGAAUAUUUAAUAUGCGGGACCUGUAGUAUUAAUAAUUAAACCGAUUCCACUGUGGCUUUAUUGACCUGCUUUUUUCAAUUACCCUUUAAAUAAAUGUUUGUACAUCUGGAA
Molecule: messenger RNA, 3260 nt
Organism: Anguilla rostrata (American eel)
Lineage: Eukaryota; Metazoa; Chordata; Actinopteri; Anguilliformes; Anguillidae
Gene: fam161a
Product: FAM161 centrosomal protein A
Exons: 7
Coding region: 212-2545 (777 amino acids)
Biological process (GO): cilium organization
Cellular component (GO): cilium
Source: RefSeq, a predicted model, not a curated record